This is a messenger RNA of Guillardia theta CCMP2712, 308 nucleotides long. RefSeq lists its product as hypothetical. The transcript has 4 exons. The record is from RefSeq and is a predicted model, not a curated record. NCBI's taxonomy places the organism in Eukaryota, Cryptophyceae, Pyrenomonadales, Geminigeraceae. The annotation marks the transcript as partial.
GCACCCCGGACUGCUACAUCCAGCUGGGCGUAUGCAGGGGAACGCACGACAUACUAGCGGGCACGCCGGCCUACCAGACGGACUCGGGCUGGUGCUUCUCGUGCCAUAACGGUGCUGAGUAUGCUAAGCGCCUCCCUCGCACUGGCGACCGAGUUGGGCUGCGGGUGGACAUGGACGCGAGGACGCUGGAGGUUUGCAUCAACGGAGAGUCUCAGGGGAUCAUGGUUUCGUCCCUCCCUUCCACUCUCUUCUUCGUCGUUGAUGCUGGCGACAAAGCUCAGGCCAUUCGCAUCGUCUCCUCAUCAUGA